GCUUCUAGCCUUCUGCCACCAAUCGUAAAGGGGAAGAACAUAAAUUAUUGCAACAAAAAAUCCUCUACCAAAAAAAAAUUGCAACAGAAAUUCGACUGAAUUAGUUCAAUGGGAAGCCGUUCGAGAAAAUCGCGGCACCGGAAUUCUUCCCCGGAGCCAUCAACGUCCACCGCCGCCACUUCAUCGUCAUCCGCCUCAUCGUCUUCCGAGGAGGAGCUUGAUUCUUCGUCUAAGUCGCGCAAACGACGUCUUGACAAGGACCGUGACCGAGAGGAGAAGCGAAGGAGUAAGAAAUCACGAAGAGAUGGGGAGAAGAGUAAGAAGAAGAAAAAACACAGCAGAAGAGAAAAAGAGAAGCAUAAACGAAGGGAAAGGAGAAAGCGGAGAUAUGAGUCGGAGGAUGAGAGCGGCUCCGGGUCGGAUUCCGAGCCGGAAAGUCCGGAGAGCGUUGUUAGGUUAAUACUAAAGGAAUUUCCUGCUGUUGCUGGGGAUUUGGAGCAGCUUUUGCAAAUGAUUGACGAAGGACAAGCAGUUGAUAUAAGGGGAUUAUCAGAAAAGUCAUUGGUCAAGCAUCUUCGGAGGUUGUUCAUCUCCUUGCACCUCAAAGAAAAUGGUGACAAAAUUUUUCUACUGCCAGAUAAGGCGAGCCCUACGCUAGAUAUUGUUGGUCCAAUUAUCCUCUCUCAUAUUCAACCACAUAAAGAGCUUGAACAUCUAGAGUCACAUAAAGAGGCAAAAUCAGUGCCCCCAGUACCAGAAAUGGUGCCUGGGACUAACAAUAUGGAUGAUAGGAAGGAUGACUCUGUUGGGCCAAGAAGAAGGGUCAUUGGGCCUGAAAUGCCAUCCGCUGACCUACUUGCUGCAGCAGCCAAGCUAACAGAAGCUGAAGCAGAACUAAGAGAGGCUGAGUUGGAUGGAGACGGCGAUCUAUUUAUAGGACCUCCACCUCCUGCUGUUGUUAAAGAAGCUGAGUCUGCAAAUGAAGCUGAGCGUUUUGAGGAGAUUACAAGAAUAAUUGGUGCUGAGGCAGAUAGUCCAUAUGAUAUUGUUGGGGCCAACAAAGAUAUGGCAGCUGAAAGUAUAAAGAAAAGGUAUUGGAAGUUGUCUCUAAUGGUUCAUCCUGACAAAUCAUCUCAUCCUCAAGCUCACCAAGCUUUUGUUAAGUUGAAUAAAGCAUUUAAAGAUUUACAGGAUCCUGAGAAGCGAAAAGCACUAGAUGACAAGUUAAAGGAAAAGGAGGAACGAGAAGCAUUUCAGAUAGAGCUGAAAGCAAUGCGUGAAGCUGCUCAAUGGAGACGUCUUCAAGGUAUAUCGAUGGAGGGUGAUGACCUACUUCUGGCAGAGAUGGAUGCAAAAGCUGCUCCAAAGAGAGAUGAAUGGAUGACAACAUUACCCCCUGAAAGGAAGCCUGGCAAUGGUAUGAACAUGCAUUCGACAAGAUUUAGCAAGACCGGGAAAGAAGGACGCGGUGAUACAAGUGUUUGGACAGAUACACCUUCGGAACGAGCUCAAAAAGCAAAAAUGAAUUAUCUGGAAGCCUACAAUGAGGCUGCAGCGCUUGCUUCAAACGAACAAGAAAACACAAAAAAGAGCGCUGAUGCAGAAUUGGUAGAUCAGUACAACAAAGCGAAACGCUCCAAAUCCUUGGUAGAGAAGCACAUGGAGUCGGCUAAGAGUCGUUCAAAGAAAAAGUCGAAGCAGGGCAAGCAGGAGCCAAUGAACGAAGACUGGGAAGGGAAGCACCCGUGGAAACCUUGGGACCGGGAGAAGGAUUUGACAGCAGGAAGGCAGAGCGUAAACUUGGAUGCGGACAACAUGGCUCAGGGUCUUACUUCCAGGUUUUCUUCUGGAUCCUUCCAACGAAACUUUCUCUAAUCCAUUUGCUUGUAUCAUUAGGCUGGAUGGUUCACCUUGCCCAUAGAGUAUACUGCUUUUCAUGUGAAUCUGGAUUUGUAGUCAGUAGCUUUAUCUUGAUAGUGUUAUAAUUAUACUUGUAGCAGAUGUAGCUCCACAAUCCAAAGUAUAUCUACUUUUACAUCCACAUCAUCAUUGUUUAAUAAUUCUGGUUCA
Salvia miltiorrhiza (redroot sage) is the source of this 2070-nucleotide messenger RNA. RefSeq lists its product as uncharacterized. Bases 109 to 1875 code for a protein of 588 amino acids. Lineage: Eukaryota; Viridiplantae; Streptophyta; Magnoliopsida; Lamiales; Lamiaceae. The record is from RefSeq and is a predicted model, not a curated record. The transcript has 11 exons.